UACUGUUGGCAACAAACGCUUCUCUCUCUUGUAAAGGGUGUUACGUUAAAUUGUCAGUUUUAUUUAAUAAAAUGUGUAUAAAGGAGCAUAAAGCUCAUAUUAAUAUCUAAUUCAUAAAUAUUUAAUUAUGCUUUAUUUCUAUAUACAUUCAGUAUUUGUAAUAAAUAUAUGACGACGUGCUAAGUUACAUUAAUUAACAUUUUUGUUAAGUCGUUUGAAACAUUUGUGAAUUUAUCGUCUGUAUAACCUGAGAAAAAGUCUAUAGUAUGUCAGUCGAGCCAAGUAUUCCUUUACCAUUAGAUCCUCUACCACCACCCGAGGCUGAUGAUAAGAGACUGUGGAUUGGAAACAUUGACAGCCGACUAACAGAAUACAGUCUGUUGAAAAUUGUGCAGCAGUUUGGCCAAAUAAAGAAAUUUGACUUUCUCUUUCAUAAAUCUGGAGUUCUGAAAGGACAACCUAGAGGUUAUAGUUUCGUGACAUAUGAAACUAGGGAACAGGCAGAAAAAGCAUUAGUAUCAUUGAAUGGAAAGCGGGCUCUUGAUAAAAAUUUAGUGGUCAAAUGGGCUCAUACUGUCCCUUCAGAAGCUCCUGUAAAGAAAAUAGGACAAUCAUUAGCUUCUUCUGAUGAGACAAAACAAACAAAAAAUAUUGUUCAUCAGAUAUUAGCAAUUGAAGCAAAGCUAAAGGCCAUGGAAGCACAAAGAGAUAAAGAGUUAGAAAUGUGCCUUUCUGCUAUACCAGCUCGUGGAGACAAUCCUGUAUUAGCAUUAAAAAAGAGUGUUACUUCACAUCAUAAACCAAGAAGUGUACCAUACAACCGACAUGAACGCAAAAAUUUUAAUGUUCAUAAAAGCUAGCUUCCUUAAAAUGCAACUUCCUAGAGGUAUAUGGAGUACUCUUGGGAAGGGAGAAAGUAAGAGAAUCUGGAUUCUGGCAUAGUCUCAUCUCGAGUGACUGAAACUAAAUGAUUUUGUCAUGAACAAUAGUAAUAAGAAUAUUCAUGCUCAAAAUGAUGUAAUAAUCAAAGUUCUAUAAUAGUAAGAAGAAAAAAAUUGUAGUUGAAUGGAUAAGUAACUGAGAUAUUUUAUAAGAAUUAUAUAUUAUACAUAACUGUGAAAAAGGUCGUAUGAUAAAGAGAUUUGACUGUAUAUUGAUAUAAUUUUUCAGAAAAUUUCAUAGGUUAAUCAAAGCAUUAAAAAAUAUAAUAUUACUGUAAAUGCAUGAAUUUUAACAAUUUUUAAAAAUUUCUUUAAAUAUGGCAGUCUAUAACAGUGUUUCUUAACCUAUUUCUUAUGGUACAAAAUUGCAUGAUGCAAAGCUUCAUAAGACAUAUCACAAGGUUUUCAUAUUUAAACAUGCAUGUCAUAUGAUUAAGGAAAUUUUACACACUAACAUACUGCAUAUCUACCAUAAGGAUACUAAUUCAUUUUCUUUUGAGAUGGUGUAGGGUUUUAUGACAGACGCGAAGUAAAUUAUUGCUAAAUCUGAAACAAUGAUGAAGUUGUGAGAGAGUAAAAAAUAACAUUUUUAUAUAAACAGAAUUUAGAACAUAUAGACACCCUCCUGUGCUACAAUAUAAGUCACAAUAUGAAGUGAUGCAACUAAAUGGAACAGUCAAAGACUACACAUUAAAUUACUAUACUAGAAGCUGGCUCACUACUCUACCAUAGCAUCAGAAUUUAAGUAUCGGCAGCAAUAAAAUGAAAGGAUGAAUAAUUACAACUAUUAGAUUUGGCAGGAAACUAACAACCACAGUGCAUACAUGAUGCCAGAAACAUGCUUCAUCUUAUAAACCCAAAACCACAGUAUUAAAUACUGGCUACUCAUUGCAUUUUAGUGAGGAAUAAGAAAAGGAAAAGUUUUAGUAAAGGCUGAAAUUGUAAAUAACUGGUUAAUUAAUAUAAAAUUCCCUACAGCGGGCUGUACUAAACUGUCAGGAUCAGCAACAAUGUUUAGUUAAUCAUUUUGAUUACCUGAACAUGGAGUGAUUGCAAAUUGUCAGCACCUGUGAAGUGUUUAAUUAUUAGUUUACUGUUUUCUUAAAAUUAAAAUUACUACAACCCUUCUUUUGGCAAACAGGGGGGGGGGUUAACAAAAUUGUUAAUUGAGUAAUGCUGUUGAUGCGUGCUAUAAAAAUCUCUUGAGUCCUAAAGAAAUUUUUCCAGAUAUUUUUGGGGAGCUUAUAAAACAUAUUCACAUAAAAGCUAGCAGGCAUAGUCUUUAUCCUACAUACAUUUUACUUUGAAAACCUAUUUAACUGGUUUAAUUUAUUAAAAUAAUUGUUUUGAAUACACCAUUGGUUAUAAAUACAGAGUAAAAGGAAAUAAUCUUGUAGUUGAAAAUAUCGUAACCUCUAAAAAUUUAAAUUGUGUGAAAAUGAAUCCUUGUAUUAUAUAAAAAAUUCUUUUAAAGUUUAGAAACUGCAAGUUUGGAUUUUCUUAUGUUAGGAAAGAAUGAAAGUGCAAUGAUUUAUUACUUUAAAGCGCCAGAAUAGAAAGUCUGGUACACAAUCAAACGGUUCUAAGAGUUUGGCUUUUGGCUAUGAUGGGAACAGACCCAGAGGAGGAGGAAGCAAAUGGGAAACUGGAAAAUUACCUGAAAAAUGGGGGAGGGGCAGGAAACUCUCAAGAAUUUUGUGAGAAAAACUGCUUUUCAACAUUAAAAAAAAAAAAUUAUAUAUAUAUACAGCAAUGAGUUUAUCCAGACCCCCCCUUCCAAAAAAAAAAAAAAAAAAAAAA
Molecule: messenger RNA, 2741 nt
Organism: Stegodyphus dumicola
Lineage: Eukaryota; Metazoa; Arthropoda; Arachnida; Araneae; Eresidae
Product: putative RNA-binding protein 18
Molecular function (GO): RNA binding
Source: RefSeq, a predicted model, not a curated record